Messenger RNA from Eptesicus fuscus (big brown bat), 1611 nucleotides. RefSeq names its product TLE family member 6, subcortical maternal complex member (gene TLE6). Lineage: Eukaryota; Metazoa; Chordata; Mammalia; Chiroptera; Vespertilionidae. Gene Ontology annotation, molecular function: transcription corepressor activity; protein binding. Gene Ontology annotation, biological process: regulation of DNA-templated transcription; negative regulation of canonical Wnt signaling pathway. Gene Ontology annotation, cellular component: transcription regulator complex; nucleus. The annotation marks the transcript as partial. The transcript is spliced from 15 exons. The record is from RefSeq and is a predicted model, not a curated record.
GCCGACUUGCCAGGCCCGAACUCUCAGGGCAUCCUGGAUCAACUGAAGCAGCAGUUCCCGAGGUUCCCGCCUCACUUGCGGACACAGGUGGACAGCCUUUACUACUUGGUCCAGAAGAUUCGGCAGGAUCUGCAGGAACAUCACAGGCAGGUGAAGCAUUUUCGGCAGCGCAUGGAGACAUGCAACCAGUCCCAGGGCUUCCAGCCAGGGGAGGUCAAGCCCCCACAGCCCUCCGGUCUUCAGGAGCAAGACUUCAAAGACGUCCUGGCCACCAGGUCAUCCGACUGGCUCCAGCAGCCCUCUGGAGUGGGCAGCUCCCCGGCUCACCAGCUAGACACACGGUCGUCUUGCGACUCUGAGCCCCUGUUUUGGCAGGAUGUUCUGACCCAGCAACUCUGGCAGAUUUUUGCCGGGACCCACGAUACGGCAGACCCAUCGAGACACAGGCUGCCAGAACACAUGCCGGGCAUGGAGAGCCAGAACGUAGGACCGUUCUACUUUGGAGCAGAACCCUAUAUCGAAGAUGCUUUGGGUUUCCAAGAAGGGAGCAUAGGGCCAGGCAUGGCACCGGGGGUGAUGCUGUCCCGUGUGGCCCAGGAGCCUGCUAGGAGAACCUACCGCUUUCUGAAGCCCAUAUGCUGGGACCCCGAGGACUUCGAAGUCACAUGGAAGAGGCCAGAUGCCUUGCCCUGGCAACCCAAGAAGUUGGCCGUCCCACACAGAAUGAAGCUGAUGCGGAUGCUAAAGCACGGGGAGUCCGUGCUGGCCACGGCGGUGAGCAGCUUCACGCGGCACGUGUUCACCUGCGGCAGGAGUGGCGUCAAGGUGUGGAGCCUGGUCGGCCAGAUGGUGGAGGACAGAUUCCCCGUCAGCCACCUGCGUGUACAGACCCCGGGGGCCUACCUGCGCACCUGCCUACUGUUCUCGGACAGCACCACGCUGCUGACGGGGGGCCACAACUUGACCAGCGUGAGCGUUUGGGACCUGAUGGCACCCUCCCUGCACAUCAGAGACGAGCUCCCCGCGGCAGAUCUCACUUGUCAGGCCCUGGCUGUCAACCUGGAGGACAGCCUGGCCUUUGCCAGCUUCACUGAAGGCAACGUCAGGAUCUGGGACCUGCGGGACCACAGUGUGGUCAGGGACCUGCCGGGCCCUCCUAAUGGAGCCAAGAGCAUUGUUGUCAAAGACGGUAACAUCUGGACCGGGGGUCUCGAUGCCUGCCUGCGGUGCUGGGACCUGAGGACCGAGGAGCCCCAGGAAUACCAAUAUGACUCUCAGAUAAUAAGCCUGUCCCCCAGCCCCUGGGAGAACUGGGUUCUGGUGGGCACAGCCAGUGGCCAGCAGUGGCUGCAGCCCACCCUUGGGGGCCAGAAACACAUGGUGGGCUGUAAGGACAGCACCAUCCUCGGUCUCAAGUUCUCCCCUCUCGGCCAGUGGUGGGUGAGCGUGGGGAUGGACAACCUGGUCAGCAUCUACAGCAUGCCCACAGGAACCAUGCAGUUCCAGGUUCCCGAGAGAACUUCUGUCAUGUGCUGUGACAUUUCCCCUAACAACCGCCUGAUCGCCACGGGGUCCAGGGACCAUGCCUCAGUGUACCAGCUCAUGUACUGA